Molecule: messenger RNA, 1422 nt
Organism: Penicillium brasilianum
Lineage: Eukaryota; Fungi; Ascomycota; Eurotiomycetes; Eurotiales; Aspergillaceae
Source: the annotation of a GenBank genome assembly
AUGCGCAACACUUUGCUCAUUGCUUUAUUCGCCGUGGGGGCCCUCGGUGUUCCAAAUGUGCCCGACUAUAUCAAAGCUGAGAAGGACGACCUGUGGGUCUGCGAUGACAACAUGAAUAAAAAGGGCUGGGACAAACUUCAUAUGGACGAUUGGGUAGAGCUAUUUGGAAAUGCCUGGCCACACAGUCUAGGUGGCAGAGAUGCAGACAAGUCCAAGCCCUACAUCAGAUACGUAGCGGACCAGACCCGGAACUACGGCUCAAUCGACUGCGAAAUUGGAAUCACCUAUUCUUGCGACAUUACGGCCAACCGUCAUGACUGCCGAGCAAAAGGGAAUGGAAUUACUCCCGUUGCUUACUUCCAUUUAAUGGCAAUGAAGCGUUUCUCGUAUUUCGCGCAAUCCCUGGGAGAUGCUAUCGAUAGCGCCGGCUCAACAGUGAUCAGCAAUGCCGCCAGUAUCGCAGCCAAGUUCACCGACCACGAUAUUAGCAAAGAUGAUCCCAGCUCAGCCUUCAGUAUUGCAGGUGGUGUCUUUGGAAUCCUUGGUGGGAUCCCUGGCAUUGGGACAUUUGCAAAUGCUGCAGGCGGUCUUGGUGGUGUACUCAGUCUGGAAGGGACCAUUAUGGCCCCGGCGCAGAGCGCGGCGGCUUUGAUCGUUCAAAAGGAGGUCCACGAUAUUGCUAAGCUGCAAGCUAGUCUAGAGAAGAUCAAAGAUAACGCAAGGGACGCGGUUUGGAAAUGGGCCAACCAGAUUAUCAACGAUCCCUUGACGAAGAGGCCUAUUGAUGAGUCGAAUGGCUGGAUGAAGUUGCUGAAGGGGGGUGCUUUUGCCGACAACAUUCAACAGAAUUGGAGAAAGAAUUUCCAGAACCUCCACAGUAUCACUAAGCAAUUCAAUGUGUUUGCUAUCAGUGGUAGCUGGCAGUUGGAUCAAAUCUUCGUUGUCAAAGCGAAGAACAUCAACGGUGAUCUCACCAAGGAUUAUUCUAAGGCCAAGCUGGACCAGUUUGAUGGUGUCUGUGAGGAUGGUGACUGCUACUUUUUCGUUAGGGCUCAGUCCUUCCAGAAUCUCCUUGAUGGUAAGUGGCAGACUGUUAAAGGCUUGGAUAGCUUAAAGGACUAUGGCCUGAAACCCAUCGAUAUGGCGAAAGGUGCCGAGUGGUAUAAGAAGAUAAAUGGUGGGGAUAUCACUACUCAGCCAGCUGAUCUUCUUAAGACCUUGCAAAAUCAGAAGAAGUCUGCGGGUAAGCUUUGGGUGAGCUUGCCUUUUAUUGAUUAUGAUGAGGAUGUCAAGUCCACCAGCAAGAUUUACCAUGAAGGCUCUGGAGCCCCAAGUGAUCACUCACACUUCAUUUCGACUCUGGCGAAUUACAUUCCCGAUGUUAAAAACUGGCCAUAUGAUAACGAUCUGUCUACUAAAUAG